Molecule: messenger RNA, 981 nt
Organism: Harmonia axyridis
Lineage: Eukaryota; Metazoa; Arthropoda; Insecta; Coleoptera; Coccinellidae
Exons: 5
Coding region: 72-776 (234 amino acids)
Source: RefSeq, a predicted model, not a curated record
AUAGAAAACUCCGAAACUUGAAGCAACAGUCGAAUCGUAUUCUUCUCAAUCUAACUUACUAAUCAACAGAAAUGAAAUGCUUUGUAGUUUUCGCUUUUCUAUGCAUUUCUUUCGCAUUUUGUGAAGAGUGUACUCCAGAUGAUUCAUUAUUAAUCAGUAGGUUCAAAAGACAAUCCAACAAAUACAUAUACCCAAUGACUGGUACGUGGUUCAAAGAUAGUACAAGCGGUAAAUAUUAUUUCAAACAAGGCAACAGCAUCUAUGUUCAAAGAAAUGACGGUUUUUAUUCAAAAUGGGUGACUAGCGGAAAUGGAGCAGAGUAUGUUCGUAACGACAAAUUCAAAUGGACAUGGGACAAGCAAGGAAGAUUAUAUCCCUUAGUGGAUGACUGUCCCACCAAACUGAAAGAAAACCAGAAAUUUGGUAUACCCAUCAAAUGUUUGGGAGGACAAUGUCCAGAUCAAGCUAGAUUUCCAUCUGGUGGUAUUUGGCACUACACUAACUGUAAAUAUUACUACGACAUCGGAGACACCAGUUACGAACUCUGUCACAACGGAUUCUACAAGAAAUGGACAAAGAAACCUCCAAGUGAUGAAGCUGUACAAAUCUGCCCUGAUGACUGGACAUGGGAUACCCAAACUGGAGAAUGGGAACCAGUACCAAACAGUGAAAGGAGAACAUGUACUCAUGAUGAUCCUCCUUGCAAGAAGAAAAAAAAUCAGAAAUUCCUUGAAGAAUAUUCCAUUGCUCCUCCAAAAACGGCAUUCGAACUUUGAAUAGGUAGGUAACAUGAAUGCUUAUUUGAGUAAUGACAAGUGAGGGUAACAGAAAAGUGAAACUUUUUAUUAUUUAUUUAAUUUAAAACUUCCACACAUAAUUUGUUGACGUUUUUCGAAUGUAAAUUUAGCAUGUUCUAAAUUAACUAACAGAUUUGUUUAUAUGAAAAGUGUAUUGUAAAUGAAUAAAUGUUUUCUUCUUGAA